UGUGGAGAUUUCUUUGUCUGUUGAUAAGUUGUUUUCACAUAAAAUUUUAAAACCUGCCAUCAUCAAUAACUUAUUAUUAAUGUUGGGGUUUUUUCAUCUUCUUCUUCUUCAUUUCUUUCAGGUGUUGGCAACACUUCGUUUUUUAGCAAAGGGGAAUUUUCAGUCUGAAACUGGCGACAUUCAUGGAAUUUCACAGAGUUCUGUUAGUAGAUGCAUCCAUAAUGUUUGCUCGACAUUGUGCAGAAGACUAGACAAUAUUAACUUCCCUGAAUCUGCCGCAGACCUAAGAAGUAUUAAAGGAGCAUUUUACAACAUAUGUGGAUUUCCGAACGUUGUGGGAGCAAUAGAUGGUACGCUGAUCUCCAUCCAGGGAAUGGCAGGUGAUGAUGAAAAAAUCUACGUGUGCCGGAAGGGUUACCACUCACUUAAUAUACAAGCUGUUGUAGAUCCUAACUUGAGAUUUCUUAAUAUCAACUGCAAAUUCCAUGGAUCUACCCACGAUGCCUUCAUACUGGCUAGCUCAGGUGUUUAGAAUAUCAUGGACAACCUACCUGAGGGAGGAUGGCUUGUCGGUGACUCUGGUUACCCUCUGAAGACAUGGUUGAUGACACCACUCACCAACCCACAAACCCAGCAAGAGAUGCGUUACAAUAAAGCACAUUGCAAGACAAGGACUGUUAUUGAGAGAUCUUUUGGUGUACUGAAGUCAAGAUUCAGGUGUAUCCAUAAAACUGGAGGGGCCUUGGCCUAUUCACCACUUAAAUGUGCAAAGAUUAUCGAGACUGCCUUCAGACUGCAUAACAUAGCUAUUGAGGACAGGAUCCCUCUUCUGCAUGGAGGAGAGGUAGAAAACCGAUGCCACAAUGACAUUUUAAGAGAAAAUGCUCAGGGAAAUGCUCAAAAUAUUAGAGCAAGACUUAUAAAUAGAUUUUAA
Messenger RNA from Gigantopelta aegis, 934 nucleotides. RefSeq names its product putative nuclease HARBI1. Lineage: Eukaryota; Metazoa; Mollusca; Gastropoda; Neomphalida; Peltospiridae. The record is from RefSeq and is a predicted model, not a curated record.